UAUGCAUCAUAAAUUAGUUGUAUUAUAAGAAAUAAGACCUAAUAAAGUUUAUUUGGUAAAGUAUCAGAAUCAGGAUAAAGGAUAAUUCUAUCUAAAAAAGUAUUUAGCAUAUUAAUAUCAAAAUAUAGUAGAAGUAAAAAUAAAAAUAUAUUUAGGUCGUAAAAAUACUUAAGGGAUAAUAAUUAAGAAACAUUGUGAAAAUUAUUGAUGUUAGUAUUGAAAACAAUGAAUUAUUAUGUGUUGUAGAAGAGGCUUGUAAAUAUAAUCUGAGAGAAAUAAUAAAGUUGCAUGAGACAACUUUUGAUACAUAAGAAAUAUUAAAAUGCUUGUUAGAUAUUAUUGGAGGAUUAUUAGAAUUGAAAAACCUUAAUAUUUUUCAUAGAGAUAUUAAACCAGAUAACAUUGUAUACGAUGGAGAGAAUUAUAAAAUUAUUGACUUUGAAACAGCAAAAAAGUUUCAGGAUGAUAGAACAAAAGUCUAAUCUUUAGAUAUCGGGUUAAUUUAUAUUUUAAUCUUAGAACUCUUAAUUAUAGAGCACCAGAAAUAACUCAAAAUAGAGCCUAUUCCUCUUAAUGCGAUGUUUGGAGUUUAGGAUGCUUAUUUUAUUAUAUGCUUUUUAAAUAGGAAAGAAAUCACAUGGAUUAACUUGUUAUUCCCUAAAAUCAUAAUUAUGAUGAUUAAAUUAUUAAAAUACUUGAAAGAAUGUUAGAAAAAAAUGAAAAAAAAAGAAUAACGUUAGCUAAUCUUCAAAAUGAUGUAUAGUAACUCUAUAAUAUUAAUAACAAUCAAACCUAAUCUACAAGAUUGGAAUAAAAUACAAUAAAUUUGGUUUCUGAUAUAAAUAAAAACAUAAAUGAAAUACAUAAUGAUAUAAAUACAUUUAAUAACAUUAUGACUAACUUAAUUAUUAAAGAAAAGAAUGAAUAAAAAAUAAUAAAAUUAUACUAAUUUUGGACUAAAAGACUUGGAACAAUAUUCCCAUUAAAAAUAAAAGAAAGAUAAACGAUUGAAAACUUAUUAUUAUUUUAAAUAUAGGAAUUUAAGUAAAAAAGAAUAAAAAUUGAUUUAUUUGCUUCUAUUGAUUAAAUUAAAGAUGAAUUGAAUUGCAUAUAAGAUUUAAAUGACUAUUAUGAUUUUUGA
This is a messenger RNA of Paramecium pentaurelia, 1141 nucleotides long. Lineage: Eukaryota; Ciliophora; Oligohymenophorea; Peniculida; Parameciidae. The record is from the annotation of a GenBank genome assembly.